Molecule: messenger RNA, 1824 nt
Organism: Ixodes scapularis (black-legged tick)
Lineage: Eukaryota; Metazoa; Arthropoda; Arachnida; Ixodida; Ixodidae
Exons: 2
Coding region: 512-1543 (343 amino acids)
Source: RefSeq, a predicted model, not a curated record
GAAAUUGCAUCAGCCGCCCCCGCACUUCGGACACCUCGUGAACACUCGAACACCGGGGAAGGCUCCUCUCUCUCAGAGGGCCUUCUCGCCCUCGGAGGGCUAUAUAACUUGAGAUUGGGGAGCCCGAAAUCGCCGAUUGCCGAUUAACCAGUCGACAAUGCUACUUGUAUAUUCACUGUAUAUAAAAGUUCUCCUUCAGUACUCCCACUCCAGGCCUGUUUCCUCGGGGCCAUGCUAGCAGCGAGCCACAGCCCCGACUCUUGGUUCUGUACCUGAGGCCGUCACCCUCCCGAACCGCAACAACUGGUGGCAGCGGAGGGAUAGACUCCACGCAGACCAUUGAUCGCACGUGUGGGUGAGUGUCUGGCUUUUCCCUUUGAGUACUCACCAGGCUUUACCUUCUGGGUUAAAUAGUGUAAAGCGGGUGUUUUGUUUUGUGACUGUCUGUGACGCAGCAUUUGUUGCACGCCAUAAUAGUAGUUUUGGGAUUUGGCCAGUGCUCGGAACGAUCAUGGACCUCCAUUCGCUGCGUAAGCCAGAAUUGAUACGUAUCUGCGAGGAGUUAGGUGUGGAUAUCAGGGGACUAAAAAGAAAGCCGCUCAUUAUCAAGGCACUUCUCGACUUUGGUACAGAUGAGGCCGAGUUAUCGGAGUGUUGGGAGGAAGUGCAGAGAAUAGACAAAGAGAAAAGGGAGCUAGACGAACAGGAGCGGAGCGACAGACUCAAGUCGCAAGAGGCGGAAUUGAAGCUCCAAGAGGCGGAAUUACAAUGCCAAGAGCAGGAGCUCGAGAUGAAGAGACUUGAACUCGAGCUAGUAAAGUCAAGGGGUGAUCGGGAAGGCAGCCCGGCAUCGAGCACAGAAGAAGGCAAAUCAUUUAAGAUGAAGAACUUAAUGCAGCCUUUUAAAAUCGGAGAGGACGUUGGUUUGUUCCUGGUGAACUUCGAGCGCACUUGCGAAAAGGUCGGGUUCGCUAGGCUCACGAAAGACGAAGCGGAGGACUAUGAAAAGGUCAAAACAAGCCUCCUUAGAAAGUAUCGUCUUUCCGCUGAGGCCUUUCGGCAGCGUUUUCGUAGCGCCGAGAAGAAGCCGAAAGAGUCAUUUCCGGAGUUUGCUUACAAUUUGAGAGCAAAUCUAGCGGAAUGGCUCAAAGGCGUAGACGCGCACGGGGACCACGAUAAAGCAGUGGAGUGCAUUUUCUUAGAGCAGUUUUUGUGUCGCAUCUCUGAGGAGACCCGCUUUUGGGUUCAAGAUAAGCCGGACGCUAAGGCUGUUCAGAGGGCCGCGGAGCUGGCGGAAGAGUUUGCGACUCGCCGGGCCUUAGACGAGAAAGGUCACCCGCGUAAAGAGAAAGCGUUCCCGCCUGGCAAAAGAGAUGACGGGAGGUGGCCAGGGGGUCGAUUUUCGAGAGACGGGCGGCCAAAGAGGGUCGAGGGCGAAAACCGGAAGGAACCAGCGCAAACGAAAGGAGAGGCCGGCGACGGUGCCGAUGGCACGGUGGAUCACGAGAAAAAAAAAAGUCGUUUGAGGCUCGCCGGCCCCUAACAUGCUAUAGACCUUUUUCGCAUAACCUCAAACCAGCCAGUAACUGACGUACCCUCGACCUGGUGCAUUUUUGGAUUGCCCGCUGACACAGGGUAUGCAACCGCCAAGGGUAUGGGCGAAAAUGCUUAAAAACGGACGUCGUGCAUGAGUUAAUUCCGAGUGCUCCUUUUUACCGUACUGUAAUUUCCGAAAACCUACCGUUGUCUGGCUACCACUGCGUGGUCGAUGGAUAAAUAAUUUUAAAAAGCAUAAGAACAGUAGCAGCAAGUGUGCCAUGAGCA